This is a messenger RNA of Aureobasidium vineae, 1791 nucleotides long. The record is from the annotation of a GenBank genome assembly. NCBI's taxonomy places the organism in Eukaryota, Fungi, Ascomycota, Dothideomycetes, Dothideales, Saccotheciaceae.
AUGUCCGAGAAACGUCCUUUCCCCGGCGACAGCCUAGACGAUGGCCAUGAUUCAAAACGACCCCGAUCAGCCCAGGCAUCACCAGCGCCGGACAACGAUGUCGAGCGCAAAAAGCGCGAGGUCGCCGAGCGCAUCGCCGCCAUGAAGGCUCGCAUGUCAAAUAAGGGAGGCCCUGCUGCGACUGCACCCGCUGCGAUCCCCGCCGCCGCUCCCNCUUCAAGCUCGACGAACGAUAUGCAAGCUCGUAUUGCUGCCAUGAAAGCCCGUCUACAAGGAAAUGCUGCCCCAGCCUCGUCCUCUGCCGCACCUGCGCCUGCUUCUUCGUCCCCUGCACUCUCCUCGGAAGACGCCAAAAAGGCACAGAUCCAGGCUCAACUUGCUGCCAUCAAGGCCAAAAUCGCACAAAGGCAGCCGCAACAACCUCAAACCGAUAUCCCCACACGUCCUGCCGCUCAAUUCCAAUCCCCUGGCCUCGCGCCUUCUCCUCCGAUUCGAGAUGAUACUGCGGCACGCGCAAGAGGUGGGUUGAACGUUGGCUUGCAUCCAAGUCUGUUGGGUGGCCCAUCAAGGUCUGGCAACAACAAANAACAAAAGGACGAACCUACAAAACACAACCCGUAUCUGGCUGGGGACGAUCAGAGAGCCGCUUUGCAGAACGAACCAUUUUACGACCCUUCUUUGCAGAAACAGAAGGAUCGCAAGUCCAAACAGCUGCUCUUCAAUCAGAAGGGUAAGUUCAUGGCACAGGCUGAAGCUUUAAGACAACAGGCGAGGAUCGAACAGAUGGCCAAGGAGAUGCAAGAACAAGCACGGAAACAGGCCAUCGAAGAGGCCACUGAGAAGUCCUUCCUUGUGCCACCCCCACCGGAAAUUGAGUGGUGGGAUGAAGGUCUUGUGACAGGAGGCAAUUACGAGAAUCUCGAAGCUCCAGACAAAAUCAACAUGGACGUAAUCACAAGAUACGUCCAACAUCCCGUUCUACUUUCCGCUCCUCAGGAUGCCAACGUACCGGCUCCGAAGGCCAUGUACCUUACCAAACAGGAGCAAAAGAAGGUUCGACGACAACGCCGCAUGGCAGACCACAAAGAAGAGCAGGCGAAAAUCAGACUUGGGCUCAAAGCCCCGCCUCCGCCAAAGGUCAAGAAAUCAAACCUUAUGCGUGUAUUGGGUAAUGAAGCUGUCAAGGAUCCUACUGCCGUCGAAGCUCGUGUCAAUCGCGAGAUUGCUCAGCGUGCAGAAGAUCACGAGACCGCCAAUGCCGAGAGACAAUUAACAAAAGAGCAGCGCCUCGAGAAGUUGGCUGCUCAACAAGAAGCAGACGCCACCCUUGGCAUGAGAGUACUCGUCUUCAAGAUUGACAAUCUGAGUUACGGAAAACACCGUUUCCAGAUCAACAAGAAUGCCGAGCAGCAAGCCUUGACAGGCAUCACCAUUUUCCAUCCCAAGAUGAAUCUAGUGGUCGUCGAAGGUGGUACCCACAGUAUCAACGCAUACAGGAAACUCAUGCUCAACCGCGUAAAGUGGACCGAAAACGCCAUGCCGCAAAGUGUGCGCGAGGGUAAUUCAGAAGCCAAUGCUGCAUGGCUGAAUGCUUUCGACGAGGAUGGCAAACUCAAGGACAACACAUCCAACAGGUGUCAGCUUGUCUUCGAGGGUGAGGAGAAACAGCGGGCUUUCAAGCGCUGGAUGCCGUACAAGGCUUGCGAGACGGACGGUGAAGCCAAGGACGUGCUGAGCAGGUACAAGAUGGAGAAUAUGUGGACAUUGGCACAAUCUCCAGCAUUCCAAUAA